This is a messenger RNA of Salarias fasciatus (jewelled blenny), 4090 nucleotides long. RefSeq names its product SFI1 centrin binding protein (gene sfi1). Lineage: Eukaryota; Metazoa; Chordata; Actinopteri; Blenniiformes; Blenniidae. Gene Ontology annotation, molecular function: phosphatase binding. Bases 482 to 4072 code for a protein of 1196 amino acids. The record is from RefSeq and is a predicted model, not a curated record. The transcript is spliced from 31 exons.
CUCGUUUUGUCAUUCUCCAAUGCGCUCUCGGUAACUGUUCUUUGUGAGCAUAGAUACCCCGCCCUCACGGGCAGUCCAGGUUUUACAAUGCGUGUAAGUUGUCGGUCCAACAAGUACGCGGGCGUGUUGUUUCGAUUCUAAAAAUCACGACUAUGCAAAUAUGUCAACAUUUUCUGUUCGAUCGUGAGUGCUAUUAUAUCCAAAAGAAGAUGACUGUUUUGAAAUGUGAUCGCAAAGAGUGAAAACGUUGAACGUGACAACACCAACAGAUGGAAUUUACAAGCGUAAAGCGUCGGCUCGGGCUGUUGCUGUUGACAACUAGCGUCACAUCCGCGCUCACGUGACAAGGAACAACAGGCGCGCGGUAGUUUGUUAACUCAAGCUGAUGCAGGGGUUUUAUCAUUAACACAAAAAACCGAAAAGGGUGUAAGUGGAUUAUUUUUUGUUUUGAUUUUUAGUUGAGUACACCGAGCACGGUGAAAUGCAAAGUAAUGCCAGAAAGACAGGUGGAGUUAGACAACGACCGAGCUGUGUCACGUCUGGGGGUGAAAGAAAACAAGUGCGUAAAGUGCAAAUCAGAAAGAUUCCUUACAGGGUUGGAUACAGCUGGAACAAAGGUGGAAGACUCAAAGAGCUGAGAAUAAGGCACUUAGCGAGAAAGUUUCUGAAGAUAUGGAUGCGCAACACCUUUGGUCGAGUUCUUCCUCACGAAGCAAAGUCCCACCAUAGCAACGUGGUUUUGAGACAAGUUUUUCAUGCAUGGAAAGAUGAGUGGUGGACAUCCAGGAGGGAGUGGACUGUCACCAUGCGUGCAGACUGUCACUACAGGUAUUACCUUUAUUGCUGGACUUUCCAAAGGUGGCAAAAGUUUGUGUCUUUGCAGAAGGAAAAGAAGACUAAAGUACAGAAGGCUCAAUCAUUUGCUGAUAAGAGACAGAUGCGCCUGGUUUGGGACAGGUGGAAGGUUUUCACAGAGAUGAAGAGAAUGAAGAACAGAAUCCUUCAAUUGGCUCUUGAACAGAAAAGGCUUUCAACUAUACACUCAGUAUGGACCUCAUGGCAGACCAGACUACAGCAGCGUCGACAAUUCCAAGUUUUAGAAAACCAAGUACUGAAACAAAGAGCUCUGACUUCGCAGCGCCUGGCUUGGACUCGGUGGAAAGAAAAGCACGCAGCCACUUGCCACCAGAAAGAGAAAGAAUCCAUCGCUGCACUUCACUUCAACCUGAAACUGAAAAGAAGAACGUUAAAUCAGUGGAUGGAAUAUAUAUCCCAUUGCCAGACCAAAAGAAAGAUCAGAGGUGUGGCUCAUCAUGCCAGUUGCAUGCGCCUGGUGAGAAGCUGCUGGAGCAAAUGGAGAACUGCCGUGUAUCUCAAACAGAGCGAAGACGCCCGUUUGCACGCUGCUGGCCAGCUGGCCAUGCAGAGCGCUCAGCAGAAAGCGCUGGUGCACUGGAAAGCCUAUGUGAACUUGUGCAGAGGAGAGGCGGAAAGAAAUCAGACAGCUGCACAACAUCACCGUCGCCGUCUACUGCGUGCUGGAUUGCAGGGGUUGUCUUCCAAUGUCGCAUUUAACAAAACACAGCGACUGAACAACAACAUGGCUUUCCAGCAUUGGCAACAGAUGAUGACGCAAAAGUACUGGAAACUAUGGCAGGACCGUCUGGAGGAAGCUGAAGACCAGAAUUUUAAAUGGCUUGCAGAGAUGGCACAGAAGAACUACAGAUUUUCACUACUGAGGUGCUGUUUACAACACUGGAGACGGAGACUUGCUGAACGAAGACAUAUGCAGGCCCUGGAGCUGCGUGCAGACACCUGGUUUGCAGAGCAGACAUUACCUCGGUGUCUGAGGCUGUGGGUUGAGUUCACUCAGAAGAAAAGACUGCAUGAACACAGAAAACUCAAAGCUGAAGUGUUCAGUCGGCAGUGGCGGUACUCUUGGGUGUUUUACACUUGGUGGGGACGGUUUGAAAAGCGCAAGGAAGAGAUGCUCUCUGAGCGGAUGGCGAUUCUUCAUGAGGAGCGAGGCAUCGUGCAGAGAGCCUGGGCUCGAUGGAGGCAGCGCACGCAACAGCAGAUUCAAGAGGUGGAGAAACUGCAGGCUUCGCACCAUUUCUACAAGCACAGGCUUCUCCAGAAAACAGUGAUGCAGUGGAGGGAAAACAGCACGGAGAUACGAGACAGGAGAAACAGAGAGCUGCAGGCCUAUCACCAGCGCGAUUUGUUCCUCUUGAGAUCGUCUGUGGAAAAGUGGAAAAAGUUUGUUCAGAGGCAGAGGGACAAAAAAAGCAGACUGAAGGAGAUUCAGCAUUACAAUGAUGUCAGACUUCUCAAACAGUCUUUUGUGGCCUGGAAGAAACACCAUCUUCAGAUGUCUCAGAUCUGUGACCGUGCAGAGGAGCUUCACAGGCAGCAGACACAGCGUUUCCUCAGAAAUGCUCUGACUGUGUGGAGAGAGAACGCGGCGCUGCUGGCAGACGUCCGCAUCAAGCAGCAGCACGCACAGAACCACUUUGAGCGCGUCCAUCAACUCAAGGUGCUGCUUGCCUGGAGAGAAGCAACAACACGUGCAGUGUCCAAGCGCCACCAGCAGGAGGAGGCAGUGAGCAGGGCACAGACGUCUGCAAAUCAAGUGCGGCUGCUGUUGUCCUUCAGACAAUGGAGGGAACAAACCAAAGAAGCUCGCAGGGAGAGGAUGUGCAUGGAGAGAGCCCGGCAGCACCACAACUCCGAACUUAUCUCCAAGACUCUGAAAGCAUGGAAUGAGUAUCGCCACCAACAGCAAAAGAAAAAGGUGAUGAAACGACAAGGAAACUUGUUAGUGAGAUUGAAAGUACAACAGACAUACUUUGAAGAGUGGAGAGUCAAGCUGCAGCACAGACGGAGAGAGGCUCAGCAGACGGAGCGAGCGCUCUGGCACUGGUCCCUUGCUCUUCAGGCCAAGGUGUUGUAUGGAUGGAGGCUCUGCGUGACAGAGCAGCGCAGGGAGCGAGAGGAGGCAGCCAGAGCCGCACAGGUCUGCAGGGACCAGCUGCUGCAGGAGGGCGUGACCCGCAUCCUCACCUACGCUGCCCACAUGAACACUCUCACCACCAGUCUGACACAGUACAGCCAAGAACAAAGGCUGCGGCGUGUCCACAGAGCGGUGAAACGCUGCGCCACGCACUGGAAGCAGCGAGCCCUGCGAAAACCGCGGAAGGAGCCGGAGGCGGAGAAGGAGCUGCCCAAAAAGAGUGUGACAUUCUGUCUGCCUCCACCGAGCAGCUUCUCCUCGUCGGUCUCAGCAGAGCAGGAAGCUGUGGAGGGAGUGCUGGAGACGCUGCUCGUCACCAGGAGGCCUCGACGUCAGCCCCGCCGCUGCACGGAACUCUUUGAGUCGUCUUUGUUUAAAGAUAAAAGUUUGAAUCAAAGCAGCAUCGCCAGCCUUGAUGAAGCUCCAAAGCCAUCUGAGCUGAGUGACGUUUCACAGAAAGACCAGCGUCCAGUGUCUUCCGGUCUCUCUGUUCCUGCGACACAUCAGAGCAGCCUCUUGUCCAAAGCGCCGCCGUCUGAGCGUCGCAGCGCCACUCUGGACUCUCCUCAGGAAGACCAAGACUUUCUUCUACCUCCUUCAGCUUUUAUGGCCACUGGAACCCAGAAAACAUUGGGAAAAUGUAACCUUUCGGGACCUGCAGAUGCUCCAUUCAUGCCUUUUGCUCAGUUUGAUUAUUCCUUUGAGCACCAUUCAUCAAUCUGUCCAGAAACUGAUCCAGCAGCAGCUCUGAUGAGAGAACUUAUCAGCAUUCAGGAAGACAUGAAGAGUUUCCAGCAGAGCAGAAGGCAGCUCCGGGCGUGGAGAAAGCUGCAGGAGAUAUUACAGAGCUGGCUGCAGACCAGUGGAAAAGAUGAAGAAGUGGAAAAAAAUGCGGUCUGCCAGGAGCUGAAGGAGCUGGAGCAGCGCAUCAACACACUCUCCGCAGAGCUGGAAAAACAGAAGCCGUGGAUGUUGAAGCAGGCAGAGCGAGUCGGACAUUUACAGUCUGUCCUUCACGCGCCAGAGACGGACAGCAGUGACUCUGUGUGGACAACAUGAGAGGAAACAUCGCAGGUC